AUGCAGUAUACCUAUCUACUCGAUAAACUUGGGCUUAAAAAGCUCAAGAAUCCCGAAUUUGUCGCAAAAAUUCACACUUCAAUCGCACAAUGUCAAAAAACAUUUAACAGCACAGAAAUAAGCACAGAUAAGCAAAUAGAAACCUUUGAUUUUGAUACUAUAAAUGACGCCGAAUUCGAAACACUUUACUCAUCCCUAGUGAAUUCUGUUUUUUCAUUGGAUGAACCAUCGCAAAAUGCCACUCUAACUCACAAGUCCUUACAUCUCCUAAAAUGGAGCCAAAAUAAUUGCCAUUGGAAUGCCAUUUUUAGCGCAAAAAUCAGCGAUCUAGACCCGGCCGAGUUUAACAACAUAAUUUCUGGUUCUAAAUUUGAUAUCCUGAACUCGCUCUACCUGCCAUAUUGCAUUGCAUUAAAUUUACUAUUUCAAGAACCGCUCGUUGCUGAAUGCAUUGCCGAGCCCAUACUUGAGAGUUUUCGGUACAAUUUUGAAAACUCACGGAGCAAGUUAUCUCACUUUAACAAAAUUGAAAACUCAUUUUUAUUCAUCAAACUCCAAUUUUAUAUCUGCAUGGUGGCACUUGGCAAAUCGUGGAUCUCGCUUGAAGAGAAUAAACAAUUGCUAAUAAGUAACUUGAAGGUGCCAAACUCGAAUAUGUUGAUAGACAAAUUGCUUGAAUGGAACCCAGUGGAAUCCGUUGGGUUAGUACUAGCAAAGUAUUUCAAAAGGUUCAUUUUGACACGACUAUCAUACUUUGCAUAUGAUUACUUUGACACAUCUACUGAUUUUAUCGUAUCCGUAUCACAACUGGCAAAUAUGUCGGGAUUCGACAAUCUUAUUUUCAAUGGAGUAACUAAGAACCCUGAAAAUCUGAAAGUUUGUCGAAUACUCAUUGGUGGAUUGUUUAAUCUGGCAAUUAAGUGGAAUGAAAUAGACCAUAUUAGUUCCUUGGAGUUAUUGAGGAAUGAAAUAGUGCCUUCACUAACUGAAAAUAGCGAAUCUACAAUUGAUAUGAUUUCGCACUGGCAAAAUUUGCAAGCUGAUAUUAUAGAGGAGAUUAUACCUAAAAUAUUUGAUACGGGACUAAUUGAGGCGUUCAAAGAGCUACUUGCCACUAGUUGUAAAUAUUGCGAAUUACUGGGACGACCCGAAUCGUAUAUGGAGGCUACAAUUGGUGUUUUUAUCAAUAAAACACUAGAUUUGAUUAAGGCAGGGUGGAAUGAAAUAUUUAACAUCUUAGAUUCCAUUGAACAGAGCUCUAAGUACCUAAAAAUCAUAUCCGAUAUCGCAUCGUUGUGCGAAGUCAGUAAUAUCAAAUCACUAGUCCAGUUGGAAAAUGUGUAUUCUAUGAGAGAAAAAAUGCAUAAGAUCUUCAUCCUGUGUAUUGAUGAACAUUUGCAAGCUGAAUUAAAAUAUUUGCCAAGGAGGAUUGUGAACUUUGAUAUGUUGGAGGAGAGAAUUAAUGUGCUAGCAAGACACAUAUCUUAUCAGUCAUUUAGUGAAAUAUUCACUCAAGUGGCUGUAAAUACUCAAAAAACGGUCUUAGGAUACGUUAUUCCUAGCGACAAUCUGAUGGUUGUUAAGAACGAAUCGCACUUGGAACUUCUGUCUGAAAAUUUAAAACAAUUACAGCUUGUAAUACCUGUUCCCAUGCCUUGCAUAGUGGAACUAGUAUAUAUAUUCAAGCAUAGCGAUGAGGACAUAAAUGUGAAUUCCUUUAGUGCUCUGAGUGCUGUACAGGCAAACCAGGCAAUCCACCAAGCAUUGCACGCCAAGUUAGACUUUCAAGAUUUUGCUUUGCUACCAAAAAUAUCCAACUGA
This is a messenger RNA of Babesia microti strain RI, 1821 nucleotides long. RefSeq lists its product as hypothetical. The record is from RefSeq and is a predicted model, not a curated record. The coding region runs from base 1 to 1821 and encodes 606 amino acids. Lineage: Eukaryota; Apicomplexa; Aconoidasida; Piroplasmida; Babesiidae. The transcript has 2 exons.